Messenger RNA from Trichoplax adhaerens, 1266 nucleotides. RefSeq lists its product as uncharacterized. The transcript is spliced from 13 exons. The annotation marks the transcript as partial. The record is from RefSeq and is a predicted model, not a curated record. Gene Ontology annotation, cellular component: intracellular membrane-bounded organelle; cytosol; membrane. Gene Ontology annotation, molecular function: sterol binding. Lineage: Eukaryota; Metazoa; Placozoa; Uniplacotomia; Trichoplacea; Trichoplacidae.
AAUAGAACAUCUUUACCAGCUCCAAUGAUGUCUCGAGAAGAUAUCACGAUUUGGUCUAUCUUGAAACAUUCCAUAGGAAAGGAUCUAUCAAGGAUAACAAUGCCAGUCUAUUUCAACGAGCCUCUAUCCUUCUUACAACGACUUGCUGAAUACAUGGAAUAUGAUCAGCUAUUGGAUAUUGCAGCAGAAAGCCAAGACCCACUCAUACGUAUUCAAUAUGUCGCCGCUUUUGCUGUGUCCAGCUCAGCAUCUAACUGGAAUAGGAUUGGUAAACCUUUUAAUCCAUUACUGGGAGAAACUUAUGAGCUAGUAACGCAUCGAUUUCAGUUAGUAACUGAGCAGGUUAGCCAUCAUCCACCUAUAUCGGCUUUCCACUGUCGCUCUUUGAAUAACAACUACAGCCUUAGCCUGUCAGUCCAACCUAAAUUGAAAUUCUGGGGCAAGGGUGUAGAAGUCAUUCCUAAAGGUGUAGCAAUUCUGGAAUUUCCAAAACUAGGGGAAAUCUAUACUUGGUCGCAAGUAACAACUUACAUUCACAAUGUCAUUACCGGCAAACUAUGGAUCGAACAGUAUGGCAAUCUCGACGUGAUCAAUCACACUAAUGGCUAUAAGUGUAGUAUAAACUUUAAGCCAAGUGGCUGGUUUGGAAAAGAUCUUAAUCGCUUACAAGGCUUUGUCACUGAUGCUAACAAAGAAAAAGCGUAUUCAUUAGAGGGGAAGUGGACUGAGGAAUUGCAUUCUAAUUUGCUCAACCCUGCCUUAAUCAAAACACGAAAAUCUAGUAAAACAUCAUUGCCAACAUCUAAAGAUGCUGAUGAAGAUCUUGAGAAUGAUGGUAAAUCUUCAUUGAAUCCAAGCCAAAGCACAGCCAAUUCCUUAGCAGUUCCAUAUCAGAAUACAAGCAAGACAUCUAGUAAUAAUGAUUUGACGGAUAAACCUAUGUAUGGUAUGACCGCAUUUUCGUUUAUGCUGAAUGAACUAACAACAACGCUUGAGAAAUAUUUACCGAGAACCGAUUCAAGAUUUAGACCAGACAUACGAUAUCUCGAAUUGGGUAGUACAGAUAAGGCAGCUAGUGAAAAACUGAGAUUGGAAGAAAAGCAGCGAGCAGCACGUCGAGAACGUGCUAAAAAUAAGACUGAAUAUCAGCCGAAAUGGUUUUAUCAAACGACGAAUAAGUUUAUUGGUGCGCAAGUAUGGGAAUUUAACGGCAAAUAUUGGAAUGGAGAUUACGAAGAUUGCCCUCAUAUUUAUGAAGAUAAAUGA